AUGGCGGGUGGUUUGAGGCGGCCAUUGACGCUUUUCAAAUUCCUGCUCAACAAGUUCGUUUCCAAACCUUUUCGUCUUCUCACCAAAUCCAAUUCCAACUCGCAUCGUAAUGAUCUUCUCUACUAUUCGCCUACCGAAGUUCUCAGGGAUUUCAAAGAGAUCAAAUCUCUGCGUCUUGAGCUUCCUAGCCAUGGCGGCGAGUUGGGUUUGAAUAAACCGGAUAGUGAUCUGUCAUUGCUCAAAUGGAAUGCCCAAUUCGGUAGCAAGCUCAGGAGCUGCACGAUUCUUGGAGCGAAUUCUCUGGAAAGAAAACCCAAUUCCCAGAUUAACAAACAGAGCAAAGGACACGAAGAAAAUGAUGGUGAAAUUCAAUCUUUACUGGACGAUGAGGAGCUCAAAUUGAGAAUCGUUUGGAUGGUUUCGUCGCUAAUCGCUGCGUCUGCGAGACACCAUUUGUUGAAACAGGUGGUUGCGGGUUUUCCCACUCUUUCCGAUGUAGUGAUCGCUGAUGGGAACAAGCAAGGUAAGCUUUCCAUGAGUGAAGAACAAUUGGGUGAGUUGAGAAGCUCUUUGGACUCGUCCAUGGUGUCUGAGUCGUCAUCGUUGGAGAGAAGUAUGAUUCCAGAUUUGAGCAUGAAGCUUUGGUAUGCGCCUGUAUUGGAGUUGCCUGGUUCUGGGUUUGUGAUGAAAGGAGCUACACUGAUCUCGAUCAAGCCCCUUGAUGUUGAAAAGAAAGGGAACGACCAUGGUGAUCAGUUGGAAGUUUCAGGUUUCCAUGAUGAAGAGGAUGAAGAACAGAGAGGUUUAUUUGGUGAAGCUGUGAAAGAGUUAAUGAAGAUGAAGAAGACCUAUGUUAUGGAAAUGACUUCCUUUUGA
Molecule: messenger RNA, 876 nt
Organism: Ziziphus jujuba (common jujube)
Lineage: Eukaryota; Viridiplantae; Streptophyta; Magnoliopsida; Rosales; Rhamnaceae
Product: F-box protein At4g18380-like
Exons: 2
Coding region: 1-876 (291 amino acids)
Source: RefSeq, a predicted model, not a curated record